This is a messenger RNA of Leptonychotes weddellii (Weddell seal), 727 nucleotides long. The record is from RefSeq and is a predicted model, not a curated record. Lineage: Eukaryota; Metazoa; Chordata; Mammalia; Carnivora; Phocidae.
GCCAUGGGUUUUGGAGACCUGAAAAGCCCCGCUGGCCUCCAGGUGCUCAAUGACUACCUAGCGGACAAGAGCUACAUCGAGGGGUAUGUGCCGUCACAAGCAGAUGUGGCAGUAUUUGAAGCAGUCUCCGUCCCCCCACCUGCCGACUUGUAUCAUGCCCUCCGUUGGUAUAAUCACAUCAAGUCUAAUGAAAAGGAAAAGGCCAGCCUUCCAGGAGUGAAGAAAGCUUUGGGCAAGUAUGACCCUGCUAAUGUGGAAGACACCACAGGAAGUGGAGCUACAGAUAGUGAAGAUGAUGAUGACAUUGAUCUCUUUGGAUCUGAUGAUGAGGAGGAAAGUGAAGAAAUGAAGAGGCUAAGAGAGCAAUGCCUUGCACAGUAUGAGUCAAAGAAAGCCAAAAAACCUGCACUUGUUGCCAAGUCUUCCAUAUUACUAGAUGUGAAACCUUGGGACGAUGAGACAGAUAGGGCAAAACUAGAGGAGUGCGACCAAAGCAUUCAGGCAGAUGGCUUGGUCUGGGGCUCUUCUAAACUAGUUGCAGGGGGAUAUGGAAUUAAAAAACUUCAAAUACAGUGUAUAGUGGAAGAUGAUAAAGUUGGAACAGAUAUGCUGGAGGAGCAGAUCACUGCUUUUGAGGACUAUGUGCAGUCCAUGGACGUGGCUGCUUUUAAUAAGAUCUAAAAUCUACAUCGUAGAUCAUUGCCCUUAAAUAAAAGCUUAAAAGACA